UUUGUUAAUUCUAUUAAAACAUGGAACUUGAUAAUACCAAAAUCACAUAUUGUUCCUCUGAUUCAUCUGAUUUGGAUGUUGAGAUAAUAGAUGAAAUUGAUAAUGAUGAAUUAGAAUUUACAGACAAAUUGGAAGAUAACAAUAGUAUUAAUGAAGAAAAAAAACAGACAUUGCCUGUCAAUACAAUGUUAUCUUCAGACAAAUUAUCUACUAAUAGUGAUGAUACUGAUGAGGAUGAUGAUGAUAGUGAUGAUGUUGAUAGUGAUGAUGAUAGUGAUGAUGAUAGUGAUGAUGAUAGUGAUGAUGAUAGUGAUGAUGAUGAUGAUAGCGAUUUUGAUUUUGCUUUUGAUUAUGAUUUUGAUGAUGAUGAUGAUGAUGACGAUGAUGAUGAUGAUGAUGAUGAUGACGAUGAUGAUGAUGAUGAUGAUGAACCAUGGGCAGUUGAAGAAGACAGUAGUGACAAUUCUGAUUUCCCCCUGAUGUCAUUAAAUACUGUACAUAAGAAAAACAAUGAAAAUAAUCCAAAUACAUUAGAAACUGAAAGAAAAAUGUUAACAGCUAAUAGAAAAUUAAAUAACUCUAUUCCUAGCUCUGUUGAUUUCAAAAUAUCUUGUAUUGACAAAGCAAUAGACAAAGAUAGUGAAACGGAAACAGAACCAUACUUACCAACUGCAAAAAAAAUUAAACCCCUUCCAGUCAGUAAUGAAGAAACUGACAUAAACUUAGAAUUAAACAUGAAUAAUUCUGAUAAAGAUACAAAAUCUUUAAACUAUAUGCAGGGUUGUACUGUAUCCUCAUCAGAUGUUUCUAAUUUAACUGAAACAACAAUCUUUUCAGACCCGUCUUGCUCAAAGGAUUUACCGGAUUCAUCUAAUUUAUCUAAUUCUACUCAUCCUCCUGGUUUAUUUAGUUUAAAUUUAACUGACAUUAAAUCAGUUAUGGAAAGAGAACAUGAAUCUAAACUUUUAUUCAAUUUUUAUAAUAAAUCAUUUUUGAAUGGUGGACCAUUAAAUGAUACACUCAAAGAAAAUAUUGAAAUCGAUCAAGAAGAUAUUAGAAUAUUGGAAGAAUGUGAUCUUGUUAAAAAUGAAUUUAAAAACACAAUAUUAGAAAAUAGUAGUGAAGAAUCACAAACAAUACAAUCUGAAGGUUUUGUGGAUGGACCAAAUAUUAUUAACUCUGAUAUAAUGUAUAAUAUUGAUCUUAAUGAACAUCUAACACAAAUGGAUAUAUUGGUUCACAAAAUUGAAAAAACACCCAAUGACCCAACUCUAUUAGAGGAAUGCAUGCAAUUAUUGCCCAUACCUCAAAUUGAACAUGAGCCAAAAACUUAUACUAUAGAAGAGCGUACAAAAUUUUUAAAUGGUAUUGCUGAAUGGGAGUAUGAAAUAGAUAAAGAAAACUGGAAUAAAAUAAUGGUUAAAUGUGCAGCAGUAAUAACAGCUCAUGCUGGAUUUACUAUAGCAAAUGAAGAAAGUUUGUAUGUUUUGGCAGAUGUAGCUAUAGAUUACAUAAAAAAGUUGGCUCUUAUUAUGAAAAAUAAUUUUGAUAUUCAAUCAAGAAGCUCUUAUCCAGAAAAAAUUGAUCCUAUUAAUAAUAGUCUAUUAGAGGUAAGUUCAUUAUUUAUAAAUGUUUUAUCAAAAAAUGUAUUAUAUAUUACCUAUAAUUUCAAUAAUAAAUGUUUAUUAUCUUAGACUCUUAUACAAUUAAUUUAAAAUUAAUUUAACUGUGCACCUGAAUAGUAAUUUCAUAUAUUUUAUUUUUUAUCAUUUAAAUAUGUUUAAAAUAUUUUUAGAGCUAAACAUUAAAUACUUUUUAACUAAAUAAUUUACUAUUAUAAAUAUAAAUAGUUUAAAAUUGUAUAUUGACGAUUUCUUUUUUUUUUAACAAAAAGAAAAUAUACAUGUAAAAUGCUUAUUAUUAUUUUUUUUACAAAUAGUAAAUAGUAAAUAUAAUAUUAUUAAUUAAUAUUAAUAAUAAUUUAUACCUAGGAAUCUGUAAUCAGAUUUAAUUUAAUAGUUGUGCAUUUUUUGUUAGAAAAUUAAUUUACAUUUUUGAAAAUGUUUCAGAUUGGUGUAGAAGGAGGCAUUAAAGAACUUCUUAAAAAUGUUGAAAAUGAUGUGUUUGGAAAACAAAAUAGACUGAAAAAAAAAUGUAAACAUUAUCAAAAGAUUAUUGAUCAGUAUAUUGAAAGUAUGUUAAAGAACCCUGAAAUUAAAAAUCAAUUUAUUGCCAAACAGAAUACUAGAGAUGAUAACUUGAAUAGUCAACAGUUUAAGAAAAAGGAUGAAAACUUGGUUCUUAAAGAACAAAUUGUUGAAACGGAAAACUCCAUAGAAGAAGUUGCUACUGAUAUUCAACAUGCACUAGAAUUCAAUAUUAAUAAACUAUUGGUAACAGAAGACAAUGAUAUCACAAAUACUGUCCCAGAGCAAACAGAAUGUAUUGAAAAUUCAAGCAUAGAAAUCAAAAAUAUUGAAACCGAAAAGAAAAUUAUUGCACAACCAGACAAGAAAAUAUUAAAAAUCAAUCUUUUAAAACCAAUUGUUACUGAGCCAAUAGGUUAUAAACCAGAAUCUAUUUUGUAUAAAACUCAAGAAAGUUUGUUUGAUUUAGACCGUGAAAAAAGGCCAAAUUUAUUCAGUAAUAAAAGUAUAUUUAAUAUAGAAGGCUUUGGCGAACAGGAUUUAAUGGAACUACCAAAGGAAAAUAAUUUGUUUGGUAUAAAAAAUAAAAAAUCAACUGAGUUGAUAACUCUGGAAAACUUAAUGGAUGGUUUAUGUAAAUCAGAAUCAGAAGUACCAAGUAAAUGUACUUUAGAACUUCAAAAAGACCUUGACGAAUUUGAUUUAGAGUUUGAACAAUAUAAGGCUUCUCAAAUUCAAAUUGAUUCUACUAAUCUCUCCACUUUAGCUGAUACAUGUUGUAAAGUAUACAGGCAUGUCCCAGUUCCUCCAAAAAAAAAUAUUGUUAAUGAUGGAGCUAGUACUUCAAAAGAAGAUAACACUCAUCAUGAUUCAUUUUUAAAUAAGACUAAUAAUGAUGAUUUAAAAAAACAGCAUGAUUCAUUUGUUGAUGGUUUGUUAAAUAAAUUAGAAUAGUCUGGAUAAUAUUGAAUAAUAAUGGAACAUUAAAAUUUGUUUUAAUGUACAGUUACUUUUUAAAAUUUAAUUUUGUAAUGGUUUAUGAAAUUAUUAGUGUUAAAAUAAAUUAAUCUACAUAACUAAGGCCCUCCCCUUGCCAUCAUAUUUUUUAGGUCAAAAAUAUGUCUUAUUGCUUGGUCUGAUUUUGAUAAUUGAUUACUCUUGUUUGUUGGAAAAGGAAAGACUUUUUAUAGUCAGUAUUAAACUCAGUUUUUUAAAUAUUUUAAUCUCAAACUUUAUGACAUUUCAAGUCAAUUUAGAAUUUUUUUUAAAGAACUUUUUAUUAAUUAAAGAUCCCUUAAUAUUGUAUUGCAUAUUUUAUUAUAUACAAUUUUAGUAUAAUUUUUAAUUAAAUUUCUAUAAUAAUUUAUCUUAUACACAAAAUUAGUAGUUGGUUAAUUAUUGUUGAGUAAUUUAAUUAGGUCCUUCCCCUCCCCCUUGUAUUAAUAAUUAAUGGUUUUUAAGGACUGAAUAUUUUUUAAUCUAAUAUUAUUGUGAAUAAAUAAAUAAAUACAUUAUUUACAAUAAUGAAUUAUAAAUUAUACAUUAUUAUAAUAAGACUUUGAAAACUCAAAUUUUUUUUUUUUUUAGACAGUUUAAGAAAAAAGUAGCUCUAAAAUGUUACAUUAUUUUUAUUUAAUUUUCUAAUAAUUCCUCGUAAAUAAUAAUCCUCUAAAAAUUCCAUAAAUAGAUAAAGUUUUAGUUAAAAUACAUAUUAGUCUUGACAUUUUUAAUUUCCGUUAGUUCAUUUUAGAGCCGCAUGUUUCAUAAAUUGUCCAUAAAUAGGUUAUACUUUCUGAGAUAAUGAGCAACUUAUCUUAACUUAUUGAUAUCCCUGUGUAUUAACAAUUUUAUUAUUUUUAUCUCAAUAUUUUUAAAAUUGUAAAAGUAAUCUAAAUUUAAUUUAAAUUAAAUAAUUAUAAAACAAUACAUGUCUUUUACUUUAUCUUAUAGCUAAUAGUAAUAAUUUCAAAUUUACAAUAUUUAUUUCAUAUAUUUAGAAAGGAUUUAAAAAUAUUGAAUCCUGUUACUGUUGUAUUAAUGUGUUUAUGUACUUAUUUUACUUAACCUACAUUAUAUUAGACAAUUUACAU
Cinara cedri is the source of this 4237-nucleotide messenger RNA. The record is from the annotation of a GenBank genome assembly. NCBI's taxonomy places the organism in Eukaryota, Metazoa, Arthropoda, Insecta, Hemiptera, Aphididae.